AUGGUGUUUAAGAAAUUACUACUCAUUACUGCUAAGGUGAAAAGAGAGAGACCAAGACCUCCACAAGGUAUUGCCUCUGCUACAAAGAUGAUUAAAGCAUUUAAAGUUCAAUGCGUUAAUGAACAAAAGAAAUUUCCUCAUGGAAUUGUCUUGUCCCAGAAAUAUCAAUGCUCGUGCAUUUUAAGGAAAGCUUCCAUAGAGCUCUUAAAGGUUUCAUAUCAGUACAAAUGGGACCGUAAAAUUGAUAUCACGAUUAGUCAGGUACGGGGUGUUAAACAUGACCUAAGGAAGCUUGGUAAAACCUUGGAGUCAAUACAAGCUUUAAUUUCUGAUGCGGAAGAGAAACAAUUAACUGAUGCUACCGUCAGACUCUGGCUGAGAAGGCUCAAAGACGUUGUUUACAAUGCUGAUGAUGUUAUGGAUGAAUUCUGUUAUGAAACCAUGCGCCUUUGCGAAAGAAGAAGUCAGAUCAAGCACAAGGUACCUGACUUUAUUAGUAAAUCCUCUGAUAUGCUUGUGUUUGACUUUAAGAUGACUGGUAAAAUCCGAGCCUUAAGAAAAAACUUAGAUGAAAUUUACUAUGAUCAAGUCAGAUAUACGUUGAAUGUUAUUGGUGGUACUUCUCAAGUCGAUCAAAUUAGAGAGCAACGCAACCGUCUAACCACAUCAGUUAUAGAUGAUUCUGUACUUAUAGGUAGGGAGGAUGCAACGUUGGACAUAGUAAGGAUGCUGACCGAUAGAACACUACCUUCAAUAUCACCAUCAUCUUCAUCAUCAUCAUACCAUUCUUCCCAGCAAGAGAAACUUUCGGUUGUGUCCAUUGUCGGUAUGGGGGGUCUUGGUAAGACUUCGUUAGCUCAGUUGGUAUACCAAGACAAGUCUUGA
Molecule: messenger RNA, 885 nt
Organism: Papaver somniferum (opium poppy)
Lineage: Eukaryota; Viridiplantae; Streptophyta; Magnoliopsida; Ranunculales; Papaveraceae
Product: putative disease resistance RPP13-like protein 1
Exons: 4
Coding region: 1-885 (294 amino acids)
Source: RefSeq, a predicted model, not a curated record